AUGAUGACGGUGAAUUGGGCUUUGGCUAUAUCUCUCUUGGGCUUAUUGGUGACUUCGUGGUAUUACGUGAACAUGCUGACGUUAACGCAGCAGCUGCAGCAGGCAAACACGUUGAACGCGAUGCAUGCAGAGUACUCGUCGUCAAAGACAUUAGAAGCCUUAGAAAUCCUCGAGGAGUUUAUCGAUGAACGCGGUGUUGUGAACUAUGCGUUCGACUUUUUAGAAUUGAGGAGGAAAAGGGAUGCAAAGGGUCGAGCCAUAGACCGCGCACGCCGCCAUCUGACGCAAUGGUUUUCUCGUGUUCAAUAUUUCUAUGAAUUCGGAUAUUUGAAACACGAAUACAUCUUGCGUUUCCCGGGCCCUGAGCGGAGCCGCCACUUCCUACACUUAAUUGAGCCCUUAGAGUUCAUUAGCCGAAGAGCGACUGGCAGAAAGCAUUCCGGUGUAUUCGACUUCCUCAGGGAAGUCUAUCAAAUGCCUCAUGUCCGCCUGUCCGACGAAUUCAGACAGACCGUUGAACAGAUGCUACCAGUUCAAGGAGAAGACCAAACAUCAGAGGCUAUACUCGACGACGUAGGCGAUGACCCACUUACGGAUACAGAUGACAGAAAAAGAGAGGAAAUGUAA
Molecule: messenger RNA, 627 nt
Organism: Eimeria mitis
Lineage: Eukaryota; Apicomplexa; Conoidasida; Eucoccidiorida; Eimeriidae
Exons: 1
Coding region: 1-627 (208 amino acids)
Source: RefSeq, a predicted model, not a curated record